GGUUGAGGAUGUAUUUUUAAUGGCACGGCAUGGUUUAUGCACGUUUCACAUAAUGCAGAAUGCCAUCAAACAUUUAUCUUGUCAUAAGAAGGAGGAGGAGGAGGCGGAGGAGGAGGUUGAAGGGGAGGGGGAGGGGGAGGAGGAGGAGGAGGAGGAUGAACCACAUAUUCUUGCAGACUUCAGUGCUUGCAUGUAUGAGUACCGAGACAAGGAAACAUUUGAGGAAGCUUUUGACACCAUGCGAGGUAAAAUAGAAAAACAAACUUGGCUUGAUAGCAUCUAUAAGGUAAAAGAGAAGUGGGAUGAAUGUUUUAUGAUGGAUGCUUUCACCUUGGGAAUGCGAAGCACACAACUAAGUGAGAGCCUAAAUAAUGACCUCAAGAACCACUUAAAAGCAGAUCUUGACAUUCUUCGUUUUUUCAAACAUUUUGAAAGGGCCGUGCAAGUGAAACGUGAUGCUGAGUUGAAUUCAGAGUAUGAGUCUAGGGAGUUAUUACCUAGGGUCAAAAUGAAUGUUCCCAUGUUAAUCCAGGCAAGCAAGGUCUACAGUCCUAUCAUAUUUGAAAGUUUUCAAGCAGAAUUUGAGAGAUCCAUUGCAUCAUUCACCAAACAACUAGAUGUGGGCUAUGAAUUUGCCAUAACAAUCAGCUCCGAAGAUGAAUGCAAAGUUAUUGGGAAUCCUUUUGAACAAACAGCUUCCUGCAGCUGUGGCCAGUUUGAGAGAAUCGGUAUAUUGUGUGCCCAUGCUAUAAAAGUUCUUGAUUUGAUGAACAUUAAGUUAUUGCCAGAACAUUAUAUUCUGAAGAGAUGGACUAGAGAAGCACGGUGUGGAACUAUUCAGGACAGAAGUGGGAGGAAUGUUGUUGAGAACCCAAUGUUCGAUAUUGAUCAGCGCUACAAAUCUCUCAAUCGCAAGUUUAUGAAUUUGGCCACCCAAGUAGCUCCCUCCGAAGAAUGUUGUACUCUGCUUGAAAGUGCACUUGAUAGCCUUACUAAGGAAUUUCUAGGCCGAAUGAAAAAUGCCCAUCAAAGUAACCACAUGGAGGGAUGUUCCACCCAAGUGGUACAUGAAGAAUCAAAUGAGCACUUAGCUGCUGCACGCCUAAAGAAAAAAUCUCCUAAGAAGAAAACUAGAAAGAGAAAGUUGAACUGGAUUGACAAGCAACAUAAGAACAAGAAGAAAGGGGCUCCAAAGAAAGGACAAACUGAAGUAAAGAGAGCAAAGAAAUUACCUAAGUUUCAGCAAAGAGAAGAUGGGAUUGGACCAUCACAAUCGCACACCAUAGAAAACAAUGAGUAUUGGAGCAACCAGAAUGUGACCGGGAGUAAUUGUUUCACAGAUAAUUAUAUUGCACCUAGUUUUACCGAUUUGGUGACGACUUCUAGAGUCGAAGACAUUGAAGCCCUUUGCCGUGACGACUUCUUUUGAUAAUUAAAGGAAGUGCUCUCUUCAUUUGGAUGCAGUGAAAAGUCCAUUUAGCAGUAGUUCUGUGAAAUGCACUCAUGUGAUGUGGCUUCUCAGUGUUAUGGUAUUUUGGGGAUUUAUAUAAGUAGUAAUAGUACUCUGUUGGUGCUUGAGUUUCAA
Triticum aestivum (bread wheat) is the source of this 1585-nucleotide messenger RNA. Its product is annotated as protein FAR1-RELATED SEQUENCE 5. The record is from RefSeq and is a predicted model, not a curated record. Gene Ontology annotation, molecular function: zinc ion binding. The coding region runs from base 20 to 1429 and encodes 469 amino acids. Lineage: Eukaryota; Viridiplantae; Streptophyta; Magnoliopsida; Poales; Poaceae. The transcript has 3 exons.